Messenger RNA from Coniosporium apollinis CBS 100218, 3078 nucleotides. RefSeq lists its product as uncharacterized. Gene Ontology annotation, molecular function: nucleotidyltransferase activity. Gene Ontology annotation, biological process: RNA 3'-end processing. NCBI's taxonomy places the organism in Eukaryota, Fungi, Ascomycota, Dothideomycetes. The coding region runs from base 1 to 3078 and encodes 1025 amino acids. The record is from RefSeq and is a predicted model, not a curated record. The transcript has 4 exons.
AUGCUGGAAAGAGAGGGGGAAGAACCAAAGGCAGCACUUGAACCGGCCGAGGAGAGCAAGCUCAGUGAUGAUAUGCGAGAGCUGUACGAUCGGCUGCUACCUUCGCCUGAAAGUGAUGUAAGAAGAAGGAAAUUCGUCAAAAAGCUGGAGCGUAUCCUGCGGGAAGAGUGGCCAGGGACCGACUUCCAAGUCCACGUUUUUGGAUCUUCUGGCAACAUGCUCUGCACAAGCGAUUCUGAUGUCGACGUUUGCAUUCAAACGCCGAUGAAGAAGCUUGAAACCGUGCACAUGCUAGCUGAGGCACUCGCUAAACAUGGCAUGGAGAAGGUCGUAUGCGUGCCCUCUGCCAAAGUUCCAAUAGUGAGGAUAUGGGACCCCGAGCUCAGGCUUGCAUGCGAUAUGAACGUCAACAACACACUUGCACUGGAAAACACGCGUAUGAUUAAAACAUAUGUACAGAUAGACGAGAGGGUGCGGCCAUUGGCUAUGAUCAUCAAAUACUGGACGAGUCGGAGGAUUCUGAAUGAUGCAGCAUUUGGCGGAACGCUAAGUUCUUACACCUGGAUAUGCAUGAUCUUGAACUUUCUUCAGACUCGUGAACCUCCAAUCCUACCUGCACUCCACCAGAUACUAGAUCAUCGAUCCGUAAACGGAACCGGACAAAGUUCGGACUUUGCCGACGACCUAGAUGCCUUGCGUGGUAUCGGAAGCGCAAACACCGAGACCUUGGGGCAGCUGCUUUUCCACUUUUUCCGGAGGUACGGCCACGAGAUCGACUAUGGUGCUUCAGUGGUGUCUGUCAGGCACGGUAGACUGCUUACAAGGCAAGAGAAAGGUUGGGACAUCAACAGUCUGACUAAGGAGGCUCGCAACCGCAUCUGCGUUGAGGAGCCCUUUAACACCUCAAGAAACCUCGGCAACUCCGCUGAUGAGACUGCUUCUCGUGGGAUCCAUCUUGAGAUACGGCGCGCGUUCUCACUGUUAGCCGACGGAGGUCAACUUGACGCUUGCUGCGAGCAAUACCAAUUUCCUCCACAGGAAAAGGUUACCUUUAUCAAACCAGUGCAAGCAGCGAAACCAGUGUUGCUCCAAAGCGAUUUGCCAACAAGGGAGGGCCGUUCGGGGGGCGGUUCAAGAGGCGGCAAAAGCAAUUUCAAUCAGAAGCACAAUCAUGGCUUCCGGCGAGCAUCCAGUGGAGCCUCUUUCGGGAACCCUCGAUAUCCAAAUCCUCCAUACUCGAACCCACAAAGCCCACCCAUUUCUCUACUUGGCUCCGAGUAUUUUGCUCGUGGGGACAUCCAUAAUCAACUGUACCAGCAGUACCAGCUCUUGGAGAGGCAGAAGGCGCAGCUACUCGCUCAUACACAGGCUCAUGCUCAAGUUGCCUCACAGGGACUGGCAUGGCAUAGCAACACGACAAACGGCUCGCCGCAGAAGACACCGUACCUGAACGGCCACGCUGGCCUUCAUGCUUUAGACAAUCCCCCUGCAACCGCGCCACUGGUACCUGGGUUUCUUUACCAUUAUCCGGCAGUCUUCGAGCAAGCACAGUCAACAUCAGAGUCAUCAUCUCGAGAAGGUGUUAGGACAAAUCCGUCGUCGCCGGCAAUAGCCGCUAGUGUGCCUCUUCGAAGAGUGCCGCAUCGCCCGUCAAUGGCUACUGAAUCCCCCUCCGCCUCUGUUAGAUCUCAGUCACAGCCCGCGCGCACGGUCAUCGGCCAUCUCGUUGCUGAGGGAUACCCAUCGGUACCGGUGUACGAUUCGACUGUCAUGGCUGGUUACCCUACCGCAGGGUCUUAUCAGGAAGCUCAUGCGGUUCAGAGCAACGUAGACAUGGCACAGAAUGCGGCUUCCAACUACCCCGUCGGUAGCCCAGUUGGUGACUAUGGUAUGCCACGGGAGUAUGUUGGCUAUUUAAUUGACAACUCCUCUCGAGCUCGUCCGCCGUUCCAUCAGUUUGCAGUGCCGCAAAUCCCUCCUUAUAGGGAACAUGCAGCACGCCGGCAUAGGCUCAGUCCUGACAGAGGACAGUCUUUGAUGGGCGAGUCUCCAAGGAGAAUAUCAAGAUCUCCGUCUCCACUAGGACAUUCUCGAUACUACUCGACGGACAAUUCCUCUGCACCGUUGCCGCCACCGGCGUUACCACGAAGCGUUCGAGCAGACUCCGUCCAGCCGAGGCAACCACAGGGUCUUGCGAUCGCUAAUGGCUCCUCUCCUUGGGUAUCUGCGCAGUCACGAGACAUUGGCAGCAUCAGUGAGAGCUUUGAUGCCCUGGCUUUGGGUGAUCACGCAUCUCAAUCCUCCCUGCAAGAAGAUUCGCACAGUCAUAACCUUGUAGGGUCAACACAGCAGCCUCCUGUCAAUGGUGAUUCCGUGUUUCGACAGAUACCGACCCUGGAUGUCAGGAAUGAAGCUAUUGGCUACAGCCCAAUCAAAGCAAUCCAGCCGGAAAUCCUUUCCUCCGUUGGGCAUCGCGAUCGGUUCCCGGCUUUGACAGAGGCUCUCCCGCUAGGCGCUCCAUCCGGAGCCGAGGAAGAUAGCUCUCGAUACCAAGAGAAUUUGUCUCCUAAGUCGCAUCACCAACCUGGGUGGCCGGCGGAUUCAUUGCGGGAAACAUACCCAAAGCCCCUGGACCUUUCGAAGAGCUCGGUGACAGCAUCACAUGACAGCCCGUCAACGAACAUGCCUCUGCUCUCACCAGUUAUUGAAACUCGAACGCCACCACCUACGGCGAACAGGAAAUUCGAAGCAAGCACCGAACGUCCUAUGAACGGGCCUGACCUACACAGUAACAUGCCGAACGGGAUUGGAACCAAGCCAUUUCCGACAAUACCGCUGAAAGACCAAGACGCCGCCUCGCAAUCCAAUCAGCCGAGUAAAGGUUGGCCUCUAUCUGGUGACAAGCCGAGCAAAGACAACGCGUCCGCAGCUUCGCAUGUCAAUGGCUGGGAGAAACCAAAGGCUGGCAGAAAAGGUGGACGGAAGCACGCAUCGUCGGGGGCAAAUAAGAGUGCAGCAGAGAUCAAGCCACGGGGCCAGACGAUGCCAACUAACGAAGCUGAACGCAAGGGCGGCUGA